This is a messenger RNA of Penicillium samsonianum, 3483 nucleotides long. RefSeq lists its product as uncharacterized. Lineage: Eukaryota; Fungi; Ascomycota; Eurotiomycetes; Eurotiales; Aspergillaceae. The coding region runs from base 1 to 3483 and encodes 1160 amino acids. Gene Ontology annotation, cellular component: membrane. Gene Ontology annotation, biological process: cellular hyperosmotic response; phosphorylation; phosphorelay signal transduction system. The record is from RefSeq and is a predicted model, not a curated record. Gene Ontology annotation, molecular function: phosphorelay sensor kinase activity. The transcript has a single exon.
AUGGCGGCAACUGCUUCAGCUGUGGAUGACCUUUUCUGGGGCGCAGCUGCCAAUUUGCGCGCAAAUCUGCCACCUUCGGGUGACUCUUUCCUAAACCCCGAUGCGCCGGUGGGACAUAUUAAUUUGGGCCUGCUCCAGUUACCGGGAGAGCAGAGCGAUGCCAAAGCAGCGUUCGAGAGAGAGCUAUUGGCGCUGAUCUGCCAUGUUAGACUUCUCCAAGACGGCGCAGUCCAGGAUCAUGCGUCGCCUCCAGUCCCUGGUAUUGCAGCUCCCAAUCACGGUUUACUCUCCCCCCGACCGUCACGGGAGCUCGAAUAUCGCCCAGUGUCAAAACGCAAACUAGACUGGUGGGUAUAUCGAAUCCUAGCUACGAGCGGAUGGAAUGCUAAAAUGUUGGAUAGUUUACUUAAACAUGACGAUGAAAAGGACAUCGAUGGUGAUUCAGAUGUGGUAUUUAUGACAGACACCGAUACGGUAUACCUUGAAAACGCCCUUGAAAACCAGGAUGAGGAGAUUCGUCUGCCCCGGACCCUUGCUGCGAAUAUCUUGGCGAAGCUGGUUCACCACCGUUCCACAUCUGAGCUGCACUGCAUGGAGGAGGAACUGCGUAAGGCACAGGAGAUGAACAAAGCAUUCCAAAAGGCACUGCAAGAGAUAGGAAAGAUUAUCACUGAGGUGGCGAAUGGCAAUCUGUCGACCAAGGUUCCCGUGCAUCCCCUUGAGAUGAACUCCGAUAUCAUCACCUUCAAAAUUACGAUGAAUACAAUGCUCGAUCAACUGAGAGUGUUUGGAAGCGAGGUGUCACGUGUGGCUUGGGAGGUGGGAACUGAGGGAAUCCUUGGAGGCCAAGCUCAGAUCGGUGGAAUGCAUGGCAUCUGGAAGGAGCUUACCGACAACGUGAAUGUCAUGGCAUCCAAUCUGACUGAGCAAGUCCGUGAAAUCGCUGCUGCUACCACGGCGGUGGCACAUGGAGAUCUCCAGCAGAAGAUUGAACGACCUGCAAAAGGAGAGAUAUUCCAACUCCAACAGACAAUAAACACGAUGGUAAACCAGCUUCGUACAUUUGCCACUGAAGUGAAUCGUGUUGCUCGUGAUGUCGGAAUUAAGGGUGUGCUUGGUGGGCAGGCACAGAUCUAUGGCACACAGGGGACAUGGAACGAGCUAACUGUCAACGUGAAUGCAAUGGCCAACAACCUGACAACACAGGUACGAGAUAUCGCCACCGUGACAACAGCAGUGGCCAAAGGAGACUUGACACAGAAGGUCCAAGCAGACUGUCAAGGAGAGAUUCUGGUAUUAAAGAAUAUCAUCAACUCUAUGGUGGAUCAACUUCGACAGUUUGCUCAGGAGGUGACAAAGAUUGCAAAAGAAGUCGGCACUGAUGGAGUUCUGGGAGGGCAAGCGACUGUACAUGAUGUUGAAGGUGUCUGGAGAGAUCUCACAGAAAGCGUGAACGGAAUGGCAAUGAACCUGACCAUUCAAGUACGGGAAAUUGCAGAUGUGACCACAGCCGUAUCAAAAGGCGACCUGACCAAGAAAAUCACUGCUGACGUGAACGGCGAAAUAUCAGAUCUGAAGGAAACUAUCAACAGCAUGGUUUGUCGCUUGAAUCAGUUUGCCGUCGAGGUGUGCAAAGUAGCGCGAGAAGUGGGAAUUGACGGAAAGCUAGGAGGGCAAGCAGUCGUUGCCAACAUCGAAGGAGAGUGGAAGGUCUUGACAGAUAAUGUUAACAUGAUGGCCGACAAUUUGACCUCCCAAGUCCGAGCCUUUGGCGAGAUCACCAACGCAGCGACUGAUGGAGACUUUAGCAAACUCAUCACUAUUAGCGCAUCGGGCGAAAUGGACGAGUUAAAACAGAAGAUCAACAAGAUGAUAUCAAACCUACGAGACAGUAUUCAACGGAAUACUGCGGCACGAGAAGCUGCUGAACUGGCAAACCAAAGCAAAUCGGAGUUCUUGGCUAAUAUGAGCCAUGAGAUUCGAACCCCGAUGAAUGGUAUCAUUGGCAUGACCCAGCUGGCCCUAGAUACUGACUUGGAGCCGUAUACGCGGGAGAUGCUGAAUGUGGUGCAUAACCUGGGCAACAGUCUGUUGGUGAUCAUCGAUGACAUCCUAGACAUUUCCAAGAUUGAAGCCAACCACAUGAACGUCGAGGCAGUCCCAUUCAGCUUGGGACAGACUGUUUUCAAGGCGCUCAAAACACUCGCUGUGGAAGCAAACGAAAAAGGCCUCAGCCUGACAUAUCAUAUCAACAACUCUGUACCUGACUAUGUGGUUGGGGAUUCAUUUCGUCUGCGUCAAGUCAUCAUCAACCUGAUCGGAAACGCGAUAAAAUUCACUGAGAGUGGUGGAAUUCAGCUGUCUAUCACUGUGGCCAAAAGCAAGGUUCAGUCAGUAGAAGAUAUCAUGCUGGAGUUUUCUGUCUCGGAUACAGGGAUUGGAAUUGACAAGAGCAAGCUCAGCUUGAUCUUUGACAAGUUCCAGCAGGCCGAUGGAUCUAUGACUCGACGCUUCGGGGGCACGGGCCUCGGGCUGUCAAUCUCCAAGCGGCUAGCCAACCUCAUGGGGGGCGAUAUCUGCCUGACAUCCGCAACGGGAUUAGGGAGCACCUUCCACUUCACUUGCGUUGUAGGAUUGACCCAUCCGUCAUUAAGUGACACCGUCAAACCUCUAUCACCAUACAAAGGGCGUCGGGUUCUUAUCAUCGAUGAUAGGGAUGGAUAUCCCAAAGGCUAUCUUGACAACAUCCGACAGAUGCUGCUGACGGUCAAUCUCGAGGCAGAUGUUAUACAUUUGGUCGAUAAUGUUCUUAAGCCAGCGAUUUCAGAACACCUCGAGGAUAUUAUCAUCGUGCCAACCGUUGAAUGUGCCAACACGCUUAGAUCAUCUGACAAGUUCAAGGCUGUCCCUGUGGUGCUCCUUUGCGACGAGAUAUCUGUGAGCAUGAAGUCCGCGUUGGAUUUGAGCAUCACCUCAUACGUUACGACUCCCUGCCGCACGAUCGACCUGGUGAAUGGUAUACUUCCUUCACUGGAGAGCCGACCGUCUACCAUUGGCUCCAAGCAGUUUCGUCCAUUGUUCAUUCUUUUGGCCGAGGAUAAUGAAGUGAAUCAGAUGGUAGCAAUGCGCGUGAUAAAAAAGUACCACCACCACAUCACUGUGGUUGGGAACGGCCAGGAAGCGCUGGACGAAUUCUGUCGUGGCCAGUACGAUGUGGUCUUGAUGGACGUGCAGAUGCCUGUCAUGGGUGGAUUCGAAGCAACAACCAAGAUUCGGCAGUACGAGAAAUUCCACCACCUCCCUCGAACGCAGAUCAUCGCGCUUACAGCACAUGCCAUGUUUGGGGACCGAGAACGAUGCAUCGCUGCUGGCAUGGAUGACUACCUGGCAAAGCCUCUCAAUCAGAUGCACAUGAUGGAGAUGAUUCACAAACGGGCUGCUCUGCGUGAUGCAAUACUUCCAGCAGACUCACCACCACUCUAA